AUGAGCAACACCAGCAUUGAGAACGCGACUACGCUAAACCUGUCCCUCCGCCUGCGCGGUGGUGGUAAGGUCCACGGUUCGCUGGCACGUGCCGGUAAGGUGAAGGGCCAGACCCCCAAGGUCCCCAAGCAGGAGGACUCGAAGAAGGCUCUGACGGGCCGCGCUAAGAAGCGCUGGCAGUACAACCGUCGCUUCGUGAACGUCGUGGCGGGCAUGGGCGGCAAGAAGCUGGGCCCCAACUCGAACGCUGCCAAGCAGUAA
Molecule: messenger RNA, 261 nt
Organism: Phytophthora nicotianae INRA-310
Lineage: Eukaryota; Oomycota; Peronosporomycetes; Peronosporales; Peronosporaceae
Product: 40S ribosomal protein S30
Exons: 2
Coding region: 1-261 (86 amino acids)
Biological process (GO): translation
Cellular component (GO): ribosome; cytosolic small ribosomal subunit
Molecular function (GO): structural constituent of ribosome
Source: RefSeq, a predicted model, not a curated record